This is a messenger RNA of Serpula lacrymans var. lacrymans S7.9, 4492 nucleotides long. RefSeq lists its product as uncharacterized. The transcript is spliced from 10 exons. Gene Ontology annotation, molecular function: RNA binding. NCBI's taxonomy places the organism in Eukaryota, Fungi, Basidiomycota, Agaricomycetes, Boletales, Serpulaceae. Bases 1 to 4152 code for a protein of 1383 amino acids. The record is from RefSeq and is a predicted model, not a curated record.
AUGGAGACGAGCCCGCCACGAAAGGGAGCGCUGACGGGCGUCGUGCUUGGGACAGAAAGCAGAAGAUCACAGGUCAUCCGCGGGAGACAUACGGACCGAGGAGAUCUGACAGAGCUCGAGGGAAAGGAGGGCGUCCGGUGCCGUGCCAGAAUGACCAUAUGCUACUAUAUCGUACGUAUGAAAUUGACGCUGAGAAAAAAAAGGAGGGAGCUGAGAAAAGCGGUAAAAUAUUGGAUGGCGCGACGGGAAUGGGGCGUUGCAGGGCUGGGGGGUGUGGGCGAUGGCUGGGGUGCAGCGGUGCAGCGGUGCUAUGAGGGAUGGGGAAGGCCGGUGCUCUGGGGAGUGUCUGUGGAGACUGGUGACAGAAAAGACAGAGAAAAGGGAGGGAGAGCGGAGUGUGAAAUGCGGAUAACAGGGAGAGGACGCUUGUUUCCUUCGGGCAAAACUCCUCCCCCAGCACCUUCCGCUGCCUUUGCCAAACGAGCGAGGGAGAUACAGGCCGAAGAACGCUUGGGUGGAGCUAGAUACAGGCCUCCUGCGCUGCGCGCUCUAGCCCCAAGUGGCUCUCCUCCUAAUGAGCUUUCUCCCUCUGUCACGUCCCCAAGCGACAUAUCAAGCCUUCCUCCGUCCAACUAUCCUCCAGGUUUCAGGAGAGCAAGGGCUGGGACCUUGCCUUCCAAUGUACAGCUUGCUGCACAACGAUUUGCCGCAGCUUCCAAUACCUUGGGAAGCACUCCUCCCUCCACGGAAUCUUUUACGGAGCAGGCACAGAGACAGAGUGCAAAUACUACUCCGAAUCUCGUAGCACCUCCUCGUCCUGGUUUACGCCAUACUGCCUCGGUAGCGUCGUCAGCUGUCGUCACAGAGCGCAACAGUCGUCUCAGAUCUGGUUCGUUGACCUUACCCACUGGUGGCUUGUCCAAUGCAUUUGGUCCUUCUAUUUUCUCAUCGUCCUGGCUGUCUUCGACCAAUGGAAGCAAUUUUCCUAUUUUGGACGAAUUGCGUUCGGUGACUUCUGCAGAUUCUGGAGCAGAGGAUUUCGACGUUCAUACUCUCGACUACCUUGGGUUGGAUGACGGACAUCGUCCGCCACCUGCCGCAACCAUUUCGGAGUUACGCACUCAAGCUCAAGCCGCGAUCGCCGGAAACCUCGCUAACCCCCCUCGCUUACGUGCAAGCACAGUAUCGAACCCCUACCGCACAAGGUCUUCUGCUGGUGCUUCGCUUCUUUCUACACCCAAUGCAGAUGACGACGAGGAGUACUUUGAUAAUUAUGAAAAUCAGGGUUUGUAUGAAAGGCAGCAUAUGGGCCCGUACGAUGCCUCCGUGGGAGAUUCCAAUCUUUUGCACUCUUCUUAUGUCGCAAAAGGCUUCAAACAAACCGAUCACUUGGCAGCAGCCAACGGUCUCAGUUCUAGGCCGAGGGCCAUCUCUGUGGGCAAUCUCGAUGAUCCUAUGCGUUCCCUUCAGCGUCGUUCUACUAUUGGCGAGACGCAGUCGCCUUACCUCACUGACCUUUCUUCGCCUAUCAGCGGCUUAGGGCUUGCCAGUGGUCUUGGUAGUCCCGCUGGUAUCUUAAAAUCGGACAAGCUGAUGGGCUCGCGCAAUGGAUCAUCUCCUACGGUUCAUUUCCCCAACGGAGAGCUCAGUCGCUCGUCUUCUUACCUCGCUGCUCCUGGCUCCCAGAACCGCGCUGUAUCUCCUAAAAACGAAGGCCCCAACUCCCAAAUCCAGACGCCAACACGUUCCCUGUGGAUUGGCAAUCUUGACAGCGCCGUCACAAGCGAACAACUCAUCCACGUGUUUGCUCCCUACGGUGCAAUUGAGAGUUUGAGGUUAUUGCCCGAGAAGGAAUGUGGUUUUGUCAAUUUUGUAGACCAAGGGGAUGCUAUUCGUGCAAAGGACGAUGUGCUUAACCGAUUAGGAGGUAAUAUCGGUAUGCCCAAUGGCCAAACUGUGCGCAUCGGUUUCGGGAAAGCGGAUAGCGCUCCUGUCGCUCCCGCCAAAGGUACCACUGUCACUAGCCCUGGCACCACUUCUCCAAGUGGAGCAACAGGGAAGAGCACUAGUCCCGGCUUGGGCGGCAUGGAUGCUCAAUUACAGUCUACCCCCACUCGUGCACUGUGGAUCGGCUCCAUCCCAUCCACCACAACCCCGGCGACUAUCUUGAGUGUAUUCAGUCCGUACGGGCCUAUCGAAUCUGCACGAGUGUUGACCCACAAAAACUGUGGAUUCAUCAACUUUGAGCGAUUGGACGAUGCUGUAAGGGCUAGGAAAGCUUUGAAUGGUCGCGAUGUUCUCGGUAGCGAUGUGGGUGCUAUUCGUAUCGGGUUCGCUAAGGUACCAGUCAAAAAUGGACAAGAGGGUGGCGCUGGCCAGGAUGAGAGUCCCAGUGUUGCAGUGCAAGGUGUAGGUGAUCUCAGCGUCGGAGCUACUAUCCACGCUCUUCGCAGUGUCAAGGGAGCAUCCACUAUUCCCGCGGACCAGCAGGUUCUUGGAGGAUCUGUUGAAAACUAUCGUUCAAAUCUACUUCUCAGUAUGAUUGGUUCUGGUUUGCACAAUAUUGGUUUCAAUGAUGGCAUGGUCAAGCCUGCUGGGUGGACACCUUCGGUGACUGAGCAACAGAUGAUCAUGAAAGAGCUCACGGCAGGUAGCUUAGAUGCAGAGGCUGAUGUCAUGGCCCUCGCCGAUUUCCGACCCCCUACUAUGUACUACACCACCAUUCCGCUCGUCUCCGAGAGGCCGCACAACAGACGUUGGGAUGCCUCCAAGCUGCGUGAAUUGCGUAAAAGGUUGGACUCUGGAACGAUGACGGUGGAGGAAACUGAUCAAGUUGCUGCUGACUUUCUGGAUGGAGAGAUUGUUGAUUUGGCUUCUGAUUGGCUUGGCAAUACUGUCGUACAAAAACUGUUCGAAAGGUGCUCAGCUGUCCCGCGGUUUGCAAUGUUAGAGAGGAUCACGCCCAAUCUCGCCAUGAUUGGUAUCCACAAGAACGGCACCUGGGCGGCACAAAAGAUUAUUGAAUGCGUCCAAUCUCCUGAAGAAGUCGCAUUGAUCGUUCAAAAUUUAAGAGCCUACGCUCCGCCUCUGCUGCUUGAUCAAUUUGGCAAUUAUGUUGUCCAGUGUUGUCUUCGUUUUGGUGCCCCUGCCAAUGAUUUCAUCUUUGAUGCCAUGGUUGACCGGAUGUGGGAGGUAGCGCAAGGUCGCUUUGGCGCACGAAGCAUGAGGGCUUGUCUGGAAAGCCCGCAUAUAACUCUUAGUCAACAACGUCGAAUUGCAACUGCAGUAAUUCUUAAUUCAAUCCCAUUGGCCACCAAUCCUAAUGGCGCACUAUUGCUCACAUGGCUUCUGGACACGUCUGCUUUCCCUUCGAGGAUAGUCAACCAGAAGAUUGAACCCGAUGCCUCGCGGCAGAUUGUGCAGGCAUUGUUUUCAUCUCCUGGUGACCACGUGCUUACCGAUGUUUUGGGCGAUCAAGUUAAUGGUGUUGCGGUUGUACACAAAAUUCUCACUAGCUACAUGGAGGCCACGAAGCGCGUGCUCAUUGAGCUCAAGGUUAUCGCGACCCAGGCUUAUCGUCGGUUGAUCGAGGAGGUGGGACUUCCGAUCCCCAAUUACCAACCCACGUACACGACAAAUGUUCCUCAGACGGGGAAGAAAAUUUCAUCCCAGAACUCAUUUGGCAUGCCUGGACUGCCUUCCGGCUAUCCUUCAAAUGAUCAGGGAUUAGCUUCCAUGAUGGCUGCAUUGCAGAUGGGAGGUCAGAACCCGCAAUCCGGCCCUCCUCAGCUUCAUAUUGAUCCUUCCUAUGGCCAAAACAAUGGACGCAAUCGUGGCGCAUCGAAUCCUCCGUCUGCAUUUUCACCUAGCACAGAUCCCUUCAACCCCUUUGCCCUUCGAUCACCUGAUAUCAGUAGUCCUCGCUCUGCAAUUCGCCGCAACGGAGGUUUACCCGGUCCUCCGACUAUGACAAAUACUCCUGUCUCUGCAGUUCCUUAUGGUACCCAAUCUCCGAGCCUCUCGCAGGCAGGCAACGUCCUCGGCAUGGGACAGCCCACGUAUAAUGCUCAAUCAGUUCCACCUCACCUUUACCAGGCCUACAUGUAUCAAGUAUACCAACAGAACCCCAACAAUAUGGGCACCUUCACAUAAAAAACAUAUGCUGCCACGACUCGCCUACGACUUCCCUGUUGCAUAUCGCACAAUGAAAAUUAUUCCUUCUUGUUCUAUCUAUUAUUCUGUCACAGUAAGGUCUUGCACCAGACACUUCCAUUCCUUUCGAUACCCCUUUCACGCCAUAUGCUACACUUUCGCUCUUUUUUCUCGUAAAGCAGGGCCCCAGUGCAGUGUGAAUUGCCAAUGCAGGAAAACUUCAUAUAUUUUUCUCUUAUUCUCCCCUUCUUUCAACGUUGGUCGUGAAUAUGUAUAACUAAGGAUGGCUGUAAAACAUGGCCUUGAAACUAUAGAAGAAUAAAUUGGUUUUAUACGCCUG